AUGACGUUUGUACGGCCCAUUAAGCGGCGCAAGUCUCAAGCCAUAGUCGACAUUGCACUUGAGACGGCACUCAAGCGUCACAGUUACGGGGACCUGGUCUGUAUCGACGAUUACAGGCCACUUGAAAACGGCGACGAGAUGUGGCACAUGGGAUUUGCUAGCAACGGAGAAUUUCUCGCUACGAGCCUCGAAGGGCUUCUUCUCCAAUCGGGCGACAUGGUGCUACUUGUUGACAAGGUAGAAGUUUUCGGUCGAACUCCUAGCGAGGAUCCUCACAGGCUGGAAGUCGCCCACCCAAUAGGCAAGAGGUCUUUCAUCGUUGUCAACGAGUGGCAUGACGAGGCACAUAAGGUCAUGAUUGGUACCGUGAAGUGGAACGCGCUGGUAACACUGGCAGUUAUCUUGACGAACGGCAGAGUCAUUGUAGGCCCAAAUAACAAGUUCUUUUAUCCGCACCUCGACUCCCGUCUGUGGAUCCGAAAGGACAAGAGAACACCCCUUUUCAACACCAUGGAGCGACAGGUUCGGUCUAAAUUUGAUGUCAAGUCGACCUUUGGGGACUUUGCCGCUGUCGAUCCAUUACUGAAUGACUUCAGGACUUUACCGGUUAUGUUAAAGACGCUCUACGAGUUCAAGACGGACAAUGCAUGGUCAGGUCUCAAAGUGGGAGCAUUCGUUUUCCACCAACUAUACAACGACCAACACAAGAUUAACAAAGCUGAGGUGCAGAGUUGCAUGGAGGAGGCUCUCAAGCAGCGUAAAGACAAGCCAUGCAAGAUCCUCGACAUUGUUGGACAUAUAUUAAAUGUCAUGGCGGAGGAGGAGGGAGCCCCAGUAUCGAAAGAGGCCAACAAACAUUUGACAGAACUGGUGCCCAAGCUGAGCAGCGAGAUCUGGACUCUCAACAAGGACAAGGUCUUACCUGCUAUCGUGAAGAGGAUCGACGAGAUUCUACGAUGA
Messenger RNA from Linnemannia hyalina, 960 nucleotides. Lineage: Eukaryota; Fungi; Mortierellomycota; Mortierellomycetes; Mortierellales; Mortierellaceae. The record is from the annotation of a GenBank genome assembly.